This is a messenger RNA of Gallus gallus (chicken), 10514 nucleotides long. RefSeq names its product NIMA related kinase 10 (gene NEK10). The coding region runs from base 102 to 3518 and encodes 1138 amino acids. Gene Ontology annotation, molecular function: protein kinase activity; ATP binding. The transcript is spliced from 37 exons. NCBI's taxonomy places the organism in Eukaryota, Metazoa, Chordata, Aves, Galliformes, Phasianidae. Gene Ontology annotation, biological process: protein phosphorylation. The record is from RefSeq and is a predicted model, not a curated record.
GGGGCUGCGCUCCCGAGGACUGCGAAGCGGUGGCGGAGGCUGAGUGAGGGGGCUGUCGCGAAAUGAGUGCUUCAGCCAUGCGAUGAUGAGACUGAUGCACAAUGCCUGAUCAGGACAAAAAGCUGAAGAGCACAGAAAAAGCAACAGACAAAAAACCUCAUGGGAUUUCUAUGAGGGACUAUUCUGACCUUAAAAGACUUCAGUCUCUCUUAAAUGCUCCAUCAAGCAAACAACAGCUUUCAGCUGUACAUUUUGAAGGUGGUCAAAUCAGCAUAAUAAGAUCUCCGCAAAAUGUCAGAAGUGAUGGACAAAAACUCCAUCGUCAAUGGCAAGAGUCAACUGAAGCUGUUGAGCUUGAAAACUUUAGUGUGACCUACAAGAAUGAGAGAAAUUUUAGCAAACAUCCCAAACAUAAGCUGUUUCAAGAUAUUUUUACCGCUUUAGUUAAGAACAGAUUUAACUGCAGGGAAUGGGUUAAUCAAGCUCCAUCCAUCCAUUUUCUUAGAGUAUUAAUCUGCCUGAGAUUAUUAAUAAGGGAUCCAUACUAUCAGGAAAUGCUCUACAUCUUGGGUGGGAUUGAAAAUCUAGCUCAGUAUUUGGAAACAGUAGCAAAUGGCUAUCUAGAUUGUGGAGAAGAGAAACAUAACAUAGACAUGUUGGUCAACAUGACAUACAUUCUUCAAAAGAUUGCUGCUGUAAAAAAUCAAAGAGAAUGGGUUAUAGCAAGUGGAGCACAUAAAACCUUAGUAAAUUUGUUAUCUGCCAGAGACAGCAAUGUGCUUCUGGGUGCUCUCCUUGCCCUGAUUAGCUUAGCAGAAAGUCCAGAAUGUAGGGAGAAGAUAAGUGAGCUCACCAUUGUUGAGAACUUGCUGAUGAUAUUACGUGAAUACGAUUUGCUUUCUAAAAGGCUCACAGCAGAGUUGUUACGUCUUCUCUGUGCAGAGUCACAAGUCAAAGAGCAAGUUAAAAUUUAUGAAGGAGUUCCAGUUUUGCUCAGUUUACUCCAUUCUGAUCAUAUCAAGCUUCUGUGGAGUGUAGUUUGGAUUCUUGUACAGGUUUGUGAAGACCCUGAGACUAGCGUGGAAAUCCGAAUUUGGGGUGGAAUCAAGCAGCUGCUUCACAUAUUGCAGGGGGAAAGAAAUCUUGUUUCUGAUCGCUCUUCACUUGGAAGUUUAUCUAGUGCAAAUGCAGCAGGGAGAAUUCAACAUCUUUUUUUAUCAGACGAUUUGAGUCUUGAUGAGAUGCAAGAAAAUACUUUCUCCCUUCAAGCAGCUUGUUGUGCUGCAAUUACUGAACUGGUGCUCAAUGAUACUAACGCUUACCAAGUAGUACAGGCAAAUGGAAUAUAUAUAGUAGCAAAACUGAUUUUACCAGACAAAGAAAGGAAUGCUGAAAAAGCUUAUUUAUUACAGUGCUAUGCUUUCAGAGCCCUGAGAUUUCUCUUCAGUAUGGAAAGAAAUCGACAUAUCUUCAAAAGACUUUUUCCUACUGACUUGUUUGAAAUCUUCAUUGAUAUUGGACAUUAUGUGCGUGAUAUUAGUGCUUAUGAAGAGCUGGUAUCAAAGCUGAAUUUAUUAAAGGAGGAUGAAUUGAAGCAAAUUGCUGAAAGUAUUGAGAGCGUCAAUCAGAAUAAAGCACCUACAAAACAUAUAGGCAAUUAUGCAAUUUUAGAACACCUUGGCAGUGGAGCUUUUGGAAGUGUAUAUAAGGUUAGAAAACAUAAUGGGCAAAAUCUUCUGGCACUGAAAGAAGUCAAUUUACACAAUCCAGUAUUUGGAAAGGACAAAAAAGACAGAGAUAGCAGAGUACAGAACAUUGUCUCUGAGUUAACCAUCAUCAAAGAGCAGCUUUAUCAUCCAAAUGUUGUACGUUAUUACAGAACCUUCUUGGAAAAUGACAGACUGUACAUAGUCAUGGAACUCAUAGAUGGGGUGCCAUUGGGAGAACACUUUCACUCUUUGAAGAAAAAGCAACAACAAUUUACAGAAGAAAGAAUAUGGAAUAUAUUUAUCCAACUUUGCCUAGCUCUUCGUUAUUUACAUAAAGAGAAGAGGAUUGUUCAUCGAGAUCUCACUCCAAACAAUAUCAUGCUGGGGGAUAAAGACAAAGUCAAAAUUACUGACUUUGGUCUUGCAAAGCAAAAGCAAGAAAACAGCAAACUUGCAUCAGUAGUGGGAACCAUUCUGUACUCUUGGUUUCAGAAUCUGUCUUUUACCUCCUCUUCCUGCUUUAGACUUUGUUCCAGGAUGCAUCUGAAGGAAAACCCUGAAGUUGUAAAGAGUGAGCCAUAUGGAGAGAAAGCUGAUGUCUGGGCUGCAGGAUGUAUCCUUUAUCAGAUGGCAACUCUGAACCCACCGUUUUACAGCACCAAUAUGCUCUCCUUGGCAACUAAGAUAGUAGGGGCUGUGUAUGAACCUGUGCCAGAUGGACUAUACUCUGAAAAAGUGUCAUUUACCAUUAAGAGGUGCUUGACCCCUGAUGCAGAGACACGUCCAGACAUAGUGGAGGUCAGCUCGCUGCUGUCUGAUGUGAUGAUGAAAUAUUUGGAUAUUUUAUCCACCUCCCAUAUCACGUUGGAGAAGAAACUGGAUCGGGAGAGAAGACGAACCCAGAGGUACUUCAUGGAAGCUAACCGAAAUGCAGCAGUCUGUCAACAUCAGCUUUCUAUUUUACCACAAAACCAUUAUGACAAGUUGAGUCUUCAAGGAAGCACCACUGGAACAGCCAGUUGCAAAAGUGAUUUUUCAGAAAACCUUGGCAUCCUGGCAGAGAAUUGUCAUUCUACAUGUAGAAAAGAUGAGAAGAGAACAUAUGAAGAAAUCCUGAUAGAGGACAACAGUAGCUUAGAGAACUCUGAGAAAGAUUUGUUCUCAGAAUUAGAUGAUGAGCUCGAUGUAUUGGACAACUUAAGUAGUUCCAGUUCAAGUCAUUUGAAAGAGUCUGCUUUUGGUAUCGUAAAACAAAGCCUUGGUACUUCUGAAAGACAACCUCAGAUUAGAGACUGUAUUGAAUGCCUGGGAUCAAGACUGCGACCAGCAUCGGCAGGAAUUGCUGUAUCACAAAGGAAAGUGCGUCAGAUCAGUGACCCUGUUCAGCAGAUUCUUAUUCAGCUGCACAAAAUUAUCUUCAUCACUCAACUUCCUCCAGCUUUGCAGUGCCACUUGAAAAGGAGAGUCAUUGAGAGAUUCAAGAAGUCCCUCUUCAGUCAGCAGAGCAAUCCUUGUAAUCUGAAAUCAGAAAUGAAAAAGCUGCUCCAAGGUUCUCCUGAAUUGAUUGAUACCAACUUUUUUACAGCAGAUUGGCAUAUGGUACUUCUGUCAUCCUCUGGCAAUAUGUUAGUUCCAGAAGAUAGAAAAGGUAUUGUUGGCACUUCUGACAUAGCCGAAGGGAUGACAUAUGAGCAGUUACAGACCUUAAUUGAGGAGGUUCUAGAGGAAAGUGGUUAUUACAAUUUUUCUUCGAACAGGUAUCUUUACUAUCCAACAAAGAGCUAUUCAGCAAAAGAAGAGAACUCAUAAUUCUGAUCAAAGGGUUCAGAACUCCAGAACUUGUCUUCUCCAGUGAAGACAAACUGCCUGUAUUUCAGCUGAUGCUUCUGAUACUGAAGAGGAAAGUUUUGCUCGUUAAACACCAACCUGAAGGGAUCCCAGUGUUGAAUGUCUUCAAGAAACCUCAUGAUUUUUCAGGAUUAUACUUGUAACCUUAGCUUUGUUUACAGCAUAAGCACUUUACAAAGAACACUGGGAAAGAUGCUUCCAGGUUUCUACAUUAGGAGAAAAGCACAGCUCCCAGAAGUACACAUCUCCUAUUUUUAUAUACUUUUUAAAAAUAGUUGUUGCAUAUUUAGGUUUUCUGGAAUACUAGUUCAAAGCCUGUAGCCUUAUUCAUGUCCAUUUAUGUCUUCUAUGGAAAGAAAAAAAGCUUUAUAAUACCACCAGACAGAAAAUAUAUGUAGGAUCCCUGCAUGAGAACUAAGAACAGAUUAUAGAUCAUCAGUGUGAUUUUAAUAGUUAGAUUUUUUUUUGCUUACAAUUGGAUAGUGGCAAAUUCGAAUGCCGGUAUGACAUGUUAAUAGUCAUUUGCAGCUGGUAUAGCACCUGAGUGGACUGUUAUUUUUAAAAAUGUUGUUUUUACUACUGUUUGAAACUGUGUUUAUUAUAUGUCAGUCUCUAGGCAUAUUUUGUAUAGAUCUGUGUAUAUAAAAUAUCAUAUACACACAUUUUAUAUAUACAUUCAAUUAUUAACAGACUAAAUUACAUACAUGCCUAGCUGCUAAUCAAAACUGUAGUACUUAAAAGCACUUUGAGAAUUUCAACAUUUAUUCACUAUACAUUAAAUGAGAUAAAAAUAUCUCACUACAGUAGCAGAGAAGCUUUUUUUUUCUUUUUUUUUCUUUUUUUUCUUUUUUUUUCUACAGUUAAGUAAAGAAUGCUAUAAAGUAGAAAUGCUUUUCUCUGCAGUUGAUACUGUGGCAAUCAUAACUGCUGAAAAUAACCAGAAGACACUUGGUGACUUAGUCCUGUUAACUCUGUUGAAAAUGAUUACAUUAUAUUCAACAUAUAACAAUUCUUAAGUAGUUACAUACAGAGGGAUGUUCUGUUCUCUUACAGGCUGGCAAAGUCAUUGUCCCCUGUCCUCCCUGUCCAAAGGUUUGUUUGUAACUAUAAAUUGCUAACUAGCAUUAAUUUCUUUCAAUUCAAGAGCAUUAUUUCACAUAUAAUGAGUGACUUCAACAUUCCAAAUUGUGAAGCUGAGAAAACUGACCCUCUUUUCGUAUACAUGAUGCGUAGAAAGUCGUCAGGUGCUAUCUUUCCACUAACCUAAUAGUAUAGUUGUGAUAGCAAAGGUAUAUUAAUGGCUGCUUUAGAAAUCAAAUUAAAAAGGCAAAGUUGAUCAUGACAUAUUCGAUGGUGAAGAUACAGAUAAAAGUGUUCUGAAGAAGAAAAAUAGCAUAUGCAGUCCUUGUGGAAUGGUUAAUAUAAAGGAGAAAAAGCAGUUUGGUCUUCAGUCAAAUACUGUCAUUUUAGUAAUUUCCACCAUUGCGUGUCCUUUAAUUAUCUCCUACUUUCUUUUUUCCUGUAGCUACUGCCACAGCUUAUUCUAAUCUUUCUUUACAAGUAUAUCUCCUUUUGCCUGGCUGAAGGAGAGUGCCACCCAACAAUAGGCAGUGAUUGAUGGUGUCAAUGUGCCAUGCCUACUACUUUGCCACCACAUCUUACCGAAUACAGACCUCUACUUUAAAUUAUAUUCUUUUAAGUGUACUUUUAGCCAGUAACUUCAAUAUGACGUCUGUUUUAAUGACAAAAACUAAAGAUUGUAUAUGCUGUAUCUAGGUGAAAAUGAAUGUUUGUAUACUCUGGGUGUCUUCAAAAACAGUUAUUUUCUACCUGGCAAACCUGAAGAUGGCCAUGGUAUAAUUUCUCCUGUUUUUAUAUGUAUCUUCAGAGAGCUAAGGCAAACUCUUUCAUAGUUUGAUAUAAGAAAGUACUUGGGUGUAUUGCCUGACCAAGACAUAUAAGGUACCGCCAGUUACUGUUUUCAAAAUAAUUUUAUUUGCUGUAGAUGGUGCACUUCUAGCAAUGUCACCAUUAGAACAUCUGGAAAUUUUAUAUUGUUGGAAUGUAAUGGAUGCACUAGAAAUACUCUGGAUCUUAUUCCAAGCAUGUUUUGAAUUAGCAUUGUUUAACUUUUGUCAGGAUAUGUGUGGUAGCAUAGCAUUCAUUUAUACUUUAUGAAAUAAUUUUUCUUUAGAAAUAGAAUGACUCCUAUUGUGUUUCUUUUAAUAUAUUUGGAGUGCUGUUAACUUUGAAGCAAAUUUGUGUUCAUUUUUAACUGUUAAAAAUGGACGACUAGAUAGUGGUCAGCAGAAAGGAAGCUUCUUCCAAGUAACUACGAGAUUGGAUGUGGAUGCAUGGCAUAUACAGCUGGACCUCCCAUGACAAAUGAAAGCAGAGAAUCAGUGGUCUUCUCUAUUCUUUCAGUGGAGUUUAUUGGGAUAUAUGUUUUUUUCCUGUUUGCAACUGAAUUGACAUGCUGGCUAUCAUAGAAAAGAGCUGAUUUUUUUUUCAACGUUUCUGUGCUCUUUGAAUUAUCUAACCUUGUCUCAUUCCAAUUACUGGAGAUGGUUGAGAUGGUUUGAUAUAUAUAUACAUAUACCCAGAGGAAGAUUAAGACACAAGCAGGGUCAAAUGUUGUCUGAUUGGUUUAUUACAAAUUCCAAGCAGUUAAGGAAUGCUGGGAAGGUGGGAAGAUUAGAAAUGGUAGAGAGAAAUUUUAGUGAGUGGGUCACCAUCAUGGGUACAGUGGUGCUUUGUUGGUCUGUAGUGGGCUGCAGGUCAGUCAGCAACAUCUUGUUGACCUGUAUGUCUGCAAGUUUCUUGGAGGGGGUACCCAUUCUACUUCUGAACUCUUCAGGUUUUUAUCCUCUUUGUUUGGCUCUUGUGCACCUAUGAUUGCUCGGGGCAGCAGCUCAUGUUCCCCACACUGGGUGAUCUGCAGUGAUCAUGCAGCAAUCACGUGCCUGCAACCUGGCAGGCUGUUGGGCAUGCAUGCUGACUGCAUGGUGGUCAUUUUCUCCAAAACAACCCUAGAAGCCAGCCUGACCUGCAAACAUCAGCUGAAAGUUCAUUCUUUCUGGUCACUCAACUGCAUAAUUUCCUCUUAUCGGCUUGAUCAUGGUCUCAGGUGGGUGUCGCUGAACAGUCUUUGAGACAAGAACGCUUUCUCCCAGCUUCUCACAAACUUGCAGCGAUUAACCACUCUUUGUCUUUGUGCUGUUACUGAUUUUAAAACCAACAGUUCGGUCAAAUUGGUGUAAUGAUUAGGAAAAUGGCUGCAUUAAAAUGGUAGACAGGUGGUAUAAUGCAUCUCAGUUGACCCUGUGUAUCACUGUGCGUAUCACCAAUACUAUCAAGGGUCAGUGCUCCUAAAUGAACACAUAAGGAUAUUAUAUUACUCUGAAUAGUGCUGAAAUGAGUCAUUUGAUUGCUUCCAAACUAGAAAUGUAGAUUUCUUAAGAAUGAGUAUUCACAAAGAACUAUACAAGUAAUUUAGUGAUGGUAAAUACAGAGAAUACUACCUAUUUUGGCUAGUUGGUGAAUUCCUAUUUUCUUAUGAUAUUUUCUUAUAAAUAAGGAUUUACAGAUAUCAUUUGGGCAUAAUUUUGUGAAAAUGAAGUAUCUGUGUGCAUCAUUAGAUUUAAACCAUAUAUACAUUGCAAAUGAGAUUUUCUUAGUACAUUGUAUUUGUGAUGCAAUGCUUCCUGGAAAGAACAGCAAGCAGUUCAGAGAAUUUUUGUUCAUCUAGAUCACUCUUCUGGGACCUUAAAAUUGCAUAUAUGGGAUGCAUGUCCCUAAAUUCUAACCCAUGUAUCUCUAAUACUGGAACUUUUGUUUUAGUUUGAAAACACACACACACACACACACACAAAAGUAGGGCAAUUAACUGCCAAAGAAAUUUAUUUGUCUUAGCUAUUAAUUAAUGGCAUUAAUAAAUAGAUGUCCUCUGCUGCUAAUCAGGGCACAUUGUAUUUUACAUUGUUUGCAAAGGAACAAGAGCCAGUUCUGCCAUGAAUAAUUUCUGUAUGACUAAAUUCUGUAUAGAAAAUACAGACACAGCAUAUUUACGGAAAGACAGAAAACAAAUACAAGUUGCCCAAUAUCAGCAGAAAAACUUGAGAAUGUGACUUACAGCUCCCGAGUUCCAAUCCAAUGCAUAACUUGUAUCCUGCAAGGUGUGUAUCUUUUAUUUUCUUGUAUGCUUUAAUCUUUAAUGUAGCCUGUGCAAAAAUGAGAAAAACAGGUGUAGCUGUAAUUAUUUAACUACUUGAAAAAUUUUCCAUGAUGCUUGCUGCUCACGGCGUUGAAGGCACUGUACUAACUGUACACAGCUAACUUAUGAUUACUUGUGAGUUAAUCUAAACUCUGGCUUACACAGGCAUUUCCUUCAGUUUUCUUGGCUGCAGUGAAGUACCUGAGAUUAUGUAGUGUUCUGCCUUCUAUUGUUCAUACUUUCGCUUACUUUCUAUAGUCAUCUAAUUGCCAAUUUAUUCUCAGGAGAAUGCAUUCUCAGAAUGUAGUGCAGCCUGAUUUACGUAUCUUUUGCUCUAUCUGACUCAUUUCUCAGUCCUCUGUCAUAUUCCUGAAUAAUCAAAUGUUGACAGUAGAUAAUUAAUGAGUUUUAUUCCAUAUGGGAAUUCCUGGUAACAGUCAAAAAAUAACAUAUUUAAAAGAUUGUAUUUCUUACAAUCACUGCAACUUACAGAAGUACUGCCUCAUUAUUGGUAUUUCAUAUCAAGAAAUUUGGCAAGUAGCUCAUGGACUUACGGAAUUAUGCUAAUUAAAGAAGAAAGGCCAACGACACUUGUUAAAACCAAGAAGGCUCUUAGCGUUGACUUUCUCAACCUCAAUAACAUACACACUUCUAGCAUGUCUGUAAUUUGUGGGGAAUUCUAGCCUGCUUUUGGGAAGAACUGGCAAUUAGGAAUCUCAGGAGAGGUGAAAGGAGAAAACCACUUGAGAAUUUUCAUUUUGACUGUAUGAAGUAGCCAUGUAUUUGCAUUUAAAAUCUUCAGAUAUGAAAGCUAUGUUGUUCAGUUUGCCUACAUCGACAACAGCAAUUGGAAAAGAAAGAUCUUCUGAGUCAUUUUGUUUCUUGACUUUGAAGGAAGCUUAAUUACAUGAAUCCUCUCUGUUCAGCUGUUCUCAACAGUAGAUGGUGAGGUUCACAACAAGAAACUAUUCAUUUAAAAAAUAUUUGACAUCUGAGUCCUCGAAUUCCCUAUGAAACAGAAAACUUGCAUCUGUUAGAAUUUUGAUUCCUUUAUUAAACAAAACUGCCAUGUUUUGCCCUAACUUUUCUUUCCCUACUUUCAAAACAGUUCUAGUAUGUUUUUAAUUUCACCAAGUACAACACAUUUCUUGGCUUAUUCUGUAACUGGACUUACUAAGUUUUGCUCAUAACUGUGAUGUAUCAAUACCUACAGUACUAUCUUUUGUCUGCCUCCAUCUCCACUGGUACGAUACACAGAUACAGAUGGUGUCGGGAAUUUGUCUCAGCAAUGAAAUUGGUAGUCUGCUACACUCAAGAUCCUGCUUAUGGAAAGGCACAGUAGAACAUUUUUAUAUGUUGGUGUAGAGAUAUGUAUAUAUGUAGAGAGAGAGAGAGCACCAUGUGAUUUUUUUGUUCAUAUAGUUGAAAUCUUUGCAGUCUAACUCAAGAAUCAUUGUUAAUCUAAAUAUGUUACAGAAAAAAAGGAAUAAGAAUUCAGUUAAAAUUGCUUUGAAAACAUUUCUUGUUUUCUCACUUUAAGGGGGUUCUGCCACCCUUUCACUGCUCCCGUGUUUCCUAGGGCCAGUAGUUUAAUUCUGUUGAGGAUGUUACUAUGAGUUGUCAACAUCUGAGCCCCAUGCCAGGAGGAACAUGCUAUUCAUACUGACGGCUUCUUCCUCCUCAUUCUAGGACUCACCACUAACAGGCUUUUAUACCUUUGCUGUUUCUUUAUUAUCAAUGAAUUAUUGAUCAAAUGAGUGAUACACACCUGGUCAGUUAAAGAAGUUUUGGGUACAACAAGUAAAACAAAGCUGUAAGCAGAUCAAGACGUGUUCAAACAAAGCAAGUCUGACAAGCCUUGCAAAUUCAAUGUGAAACUUGUGGCCUGUAAUUAGCAAUGGUACUGCUGUACUUCAGAGUUAUAGGAUUACAGCUUUAAUAACUAUUUGAAAUGCACUGAAGUUUGCCUAUGUAGCCUGUAUGCUGCUCUUAAUGCACUCAGAAGGUUUUUAACAUGCUAGCAAUACUCUCAUGCAUCUGAAAGGAAGGCCAUGUUAGAAAAGCAUGGUCAGUAAGGUCUGGCUGAUGCAUGAUCAGCAGUAUUCAUUUGAAAAGAGGCAGUUCUUUAGAGCUUGCCAAAAUGUGCAUUGCUGUUUCUGACUGUGACUACGUGGCUGAACAAGUGGGGAGCUAGUUUUCUUUCAGGGCAGCAAACUGCCAUGGUAGAAUAAAAAAGAAAAAGCUAGAAACAGAUCUAUUGUGCAGGAGAGAAAAUGAUCCUCGUUGCCAAAUAAGUGAUCUGAAUACUGAGGACUUGCUGCCUGUGUAUCUGGUGCAGCCUGCAGUGCAAUGUUGACAGAUGGGAAGAGAACACUGCCUUUGUGAACUGAACAGAACACUACCUACCACUGCUGUCUUGCAGCCGUUCAUUGGGCAUCUGGGCUCUUUCACAGUGGAGUUCCCUAAUAAACAAUUCAACUUCUAGCCACUGAAAAGUUCAUGGUGAUUAUGAAGAUAUAUUAUUGGAAGGCAGUAAGCCAGAUAAUCUACUCUUUAAGCCUACUUAUACUUCUUAACUUUUCUACCUGGUCCUCAGGCAACAUAGGGAUGGAGUUGGCCCAUAGGAUACCUUCCUAACUGAAUUUCUUUAGCAGUUUAAUGCAUAUUUGUUCUACAAAUUCAGCUCUAUCUUUAUAAAUUCAUUGAAACGAGACAUUCAAUUUCCCUCAUUUAGAAAGAUUUUU